Molecule: messenger RNA, 6583 nt
Organism: Antechinus flavipes (yellow-footed antechinus)
Lineage: Eukaryota; Metazoa; Chordata; Mammalia; Dasyuromorphia; Dasyuridae
Gene: AK9
Product: adenylate kinase 9
Exons: 41
Coding region: 1-6042 (2013 amino acids)
Biological process (GO): AMP phosphorylation
Cellular component (GO): cytoplasm
Molecular function (GO): nucleoside diphosphate kinase activity; ATP binding; AMP kinase activity
Source: RefSeq, a predicted model, not a curated record
AUGCGCGAGCCCCUACUUUCCCCAGGGCGUGCAGGGCCCGCCCUCUGGUUUCUAAGGCAACGACUAAAAACAUAUCUUGCAGGUGGUUGCGGCGCGAGGUGCAACCGGCCUGGACAACUGAAAGCAGUAGAACCUGCAGAGAAGUGUGUCCGAGGUCAAAAAGCAGGUCGAGUCUUGAAUACUAGGCUAAUGUCUCCCAAACCUAUAUUCUUUCUGCUACUCCAACAUUGCUUCCUUCUCAGUGAAACAUAUCGUGAAAUAAAAAUUAAUAAAGAAAUGGAUUCUUUAAAACCAGAAGGAGAAAAAUUACCUUUUGUGGAUAUAUUUGAUGAGGAUGAAGCUGAGAAAAACUUUAUGUUGUCCAAACCUCUCUGCAUCAUUAUAUUUGGAAAACCAGGCGUUGGAAAGACAACAUUAGCCCAAAAACUAUCACAGACAUGGAAAUGUACUCUUGUUGAAGCACUACCACUUUUGGAAGAACAUAUUGCUAGUGGAAGUGAACUUGGAGCUAUGUUGAGUGAUUUGCUCAUUAAAGGACAAAGUAUUCCAGAUGAACUUGUUUUAAGGAUUUUAUUGGAGAAGCUCCACUCUCUGGAAGUAAUUCACUUUGGUUAUGUUCUCAGUGGGCUGCCAUCUCUCUCAGAGGAUGCAGUGACUAUUUUAGAACAGAUAGAAUUAAUUAAAAACCUAAGCUUACAACCAGAUAUCAUCAUUAAUAUUAAGUGCCCAGAUUAUGACUUAGGUCAAAGACUUUCUGGACAAAGACAACACAGUCUCACAGGAUUCGUAUAUAUGAGAGAACAGUGGGAUCCUGAAGUUAUUGAGAAUCUUAGAAAGAAGAAGAAAGAUAUCCACAAAGAUAGAGAAGGAAAAGGAGAAGAGGAGGAAGAGGAAGCAGAAGAGGAAGAAGAAGAGAUAUUCAUUGCAGAGAUGCAAAUGGUAGCAGAAAUUUUUCGUCAUUUAGUUCGGAGACCUGAAGAUUUUCCAGAAAAUAUUGAAGCAAGUAUUCAUCAGUAUAGAGAUGAAAUGCUACAUUUUCUAGAGGACAUGAUGGCUGAUCAUGAUUCUCAAUUCCUUAUAGAACUAGAUGGAAAUAAGUCUGCAGAAGAACUCCAUGAGUCAGUAAUAAAAAGAUUUGAUUGCCUUGGACUGAGAAGGGCAGCAGUUAUAACUAAACUUCAAAGUUCUGACGAAGAACUAACAGACAACAUAGAAAACGAUGAAUUAUUCCGGAUUCUUUCAUCUUAUAAAAUGAUUGCACCUAGAUAUAGAUGGCACAGAAGCAGAUGGGGGAGAGCUUGUCCAGUUGCCUUAAAAGAAGGCAACAUUGUAAUGGGAUUGUCAGAUUUGAGUGUCAGUUUUCUAGGUAAAAUGUACUGUCUUUCUUCUGAAGAGGCAUUCAGUGCAUUUUUGAGGAACCCACGUCCCUACCUUCUUCCACCUAUGCCACUCCCACCAUGUAAAGUUUUUUUAUAUGGACCAAAAUCCUCAGGAAAAACAACUCUAUGUCAUUUAAUUGCAAAUAAAUAUAAAGGACAGGUUUUAGACUAUAACAAAAUUAUGGAACCACAUAUUGAAGAAGCGAAAAAAAUAUACCUAAACAAAGCUAAAAUUGAGGCAACAGAAACAGCUAUUAAAUCUGUGAUAGACAAGCUGCAAGUAGAAAGAAUGAUUAAGAAAAAUCAGUUAAAGGAUGUAAAAGAAGACACUGAGAUAUCUGAUGACUCAAAACUAGAAGAAAAAGACUCAUUCAAAAAAGCUGGGGAGGAAGAAUCCCCUGAUGAAAAAAGUUCAGAAGAUAAAACCUCAGAAGAAAAAAACAUAGAUGAGCAAAAAGCAGAACAAAAGCAAGAUGAAAGCAGUGAAAGAGAGGUUACUUCAUCUGGUAGUUUCAAAGAAGCACGUGAAUUUGUGGAUGACAGUGGCUUCAAAACAGAACCGGAAAGAGCAGCAGUUCAAGAUAUUAAAGAUGAAGCGGAAUCUUCAGACAUAGUGGUAACUGAAGACCAUCCAGAUGUCCAGGAAAUGGUUGAAGAAGCCUUGCUGCUUGCCAAUGAAGUUUCAAUUGAACUUCAUUAUGACCAACAAGCUGAUAUUUUGGACCAACUCUAUAAAAAUCUUGCUGAGGAAAACCAAAAUCGAUUUCCUGGUGCACCAAAGUAUGGAGGUUGGGUGAUGGAUAAUACUCCUGUGAGCCGAGAGUUCUGGAUAGCCAUAAACAAUAAAGGAAUUCUUCCUGAUACCAUCGUUGUAUUAGGAGAUUUAGAAAAUCAAGGAAAUUUUCUACUUAAUAGGCUGUUUCUAGAGAAUAAAGAGGAUAUUAUUGCUAAAAUAAUAGAAAGGAAAAAAAAAGAAGCAGAUGAUGUUAAUUUACUUCAACGAUCUGAAAGAAGAUCAGAUGAACCAACAGUUACAUUUGAAGAUGAUAAUAGGAAAAAAGAUAGUGAGAAAACUGAAGGAUUUAUACCUGAAGAGCCUGAGCCUGAGCCUGAGCCCGAGCCCGAGAUCGAGCCAGAGCACGAACAGGAGCCCGAGCACGAGGUGACCGAAAUGGAAGCUGAACCAACUGAGUCACCCGAGCUGACCCUGGAAUCAGAGCAACCAGGAAUGGAAGGGGAGGAAUCUGAAAUGACAGCAGAACAUGAGGUUGAAGCUGAAGCUGAUUUAGCUGCUGCUGCUGCUUUAAAAGAAUCCUUGACAGUACAAGAAGAGAUUGAUCCAUUAAAAGGAAUAUUGCCUGAAUAUCCAGAAGAUGGUUACCCUGAAGUCCCAGAAAUGGAGCCAUUUAAAGAAGAAGUUAAAGGUUUCAUAAAUAUUUGGAAAGUCUUAGAGUUAUUGGUUGUUGAGUCACCUUUGGUUCAGAUCUUAAAUUUAGAGAUUGGAGGAAAAACUCCAGAGGAACUACUUCAGCAAGUGGUUGACACUAUGGAGAGACCUUUCAAAUAUAUUGGAUGGGAAAUGAGUUUAGAAGAUUUUGAUGAAGAAACAGACGACUUUCAAGCAGAGACAGAAGCUGAGGAAGAGUUAGAAGAAACUGAAGAAGAAGAAAAUGAAGAUUAUGAUGAAGACAGACUUAAAGAGAAAAGAAGACAUUUGGGAGAUACAAAGAACUUUUGUCCAGUGGCUCUCAAAGAAAACUUUAUGCUAUUCCCAGGUCCCCCAGAGGAUGGAGCUAAAUAUCGAGAAAAGGUUUACUAUUUUUCAAACCUUGACGCAAGAGAGAAGUUUCUGGAGAAAUCUGAAGUCUUUGUGGCUCAUGAAGAACCAUUAAAAGCUCCUCCACUAAGAAUAUGCCUUUUAGGUCCCCAUGGAUCUGGCAAGACUGUUUGUGGUCGAUGGUUAGCUGAAAAAUUUGGCAUAUUCCAUAUUCAAUUUGAAGAAUUUCUCCAGGAAAAAAUCAUGAUGAAGACUGAGAGGAGAGUUGGACCUGAAUAUGAUGAAGAAAUUGAAGAAGCAGCAGCUGAAAAACAAGAACUGGAAGAAAUUGCAACUCAGGCUAAUAUCGUACUUGACAAUGAAAAAAACAAACUGAAUAAAGAAUUAGUGUUUACUGAUGAGGAAGAAGCUAUUAAAGCAAACCUUGUGGAAAAUGAAUCAUUACCAUCAGAAAUAUUGGAUCUCUAUCUUUCCGAUUGGUGGCUUAAAGAACCAAUACGCUCCACAGGCUUUAUUCUAGAUGGAUUCCCACGAACCCUAGAAGAGGCACAAUUUAUGGGUGAGCGUGGAUUUUGUCCAGAUGCUGUUGUUGCUCUCUUAGUUGAAGAACAAGAAAUUAUAGAUCGCCUAAUUUCUGGAGCUAUUGCAAAGUGGAAAGAAAAACAAGAAAAAAAGGCUGCAAGAAAUGCAUUUAUUAAAGAAAUAAAGGCAAAAAUUAGGGAGGACCAGAUUGCUAAAAGAAGGGCUGAACUGAUAGCAGAGAGAGAAAAAAGAAGAAAAGGAGAGUCAAGCAGGUAUGAAGAUGAGCUAAGUGAAGAAGAGGCUGAAGAAGAAGAAGAAGAUAAUAUUGAUGCUAUUCUGGAAGAAGAAUUCCCAAAAGAUGAGGAAGAGAUAACUGAAGAAGAAGAAGAACAGGAAGAAGAAGCUGCUGACAGAUUAAAACUUGAAAUGGCAGAUAAAUUUGAACUAGACAUAAAUAACCUGCAAGUUGUACAGGAAGAAGUGGAAAAACUGUUACUUCCAUUUAUUUCUAUUCUGGGAGGACAGAAGCUUCAUAUUGUACGUUAUCUGUUGCAUAAGAAACUGCUGCCUCUGGUGGAAAAUCGUCAAAGUAUUUUUGAGAAAUGUUAUCCAAUACCAUUACCACUUGCUCAGAAAAUGCUUAAUCUCACUUAUAAAUUUCCAAGCUCAUUUGGUCAAUGGGACCCUGUAAAGCUAUAUGAAGGAGAUGCUAUCAAACCUUUAGUGAAUGCAGCUAAUCCAACUUUUCCUGUGAUCCAUCGACAAUAUAUUUAUUUUUUAUCCAACAAAGUAAAUAGGGAUAUAUUUAUGAAAGACCCAAUCAAAUAUAUCCGUCAGCCCAAACCAAAACCUGCUGUACCCAUUAGGAUUGCAAUUGUUGGGCCUCCAAAAUCUGGCAAAACUACAAUUGCCAGAAAAUUUGCAAAGGAAUAUGGCUUGCUGCGUUUGUCAAUAGGAGACGCCAUGCGUAUGAUUCUGAACAACUACCCAGACACAGAAUUGGCACUUAUGUUAAACUGGCAUCUUUAUAAAGGACUGACAGUACCUGAUGAGCUAGCUAUCCAAGCUUUAGAAAUUGCUUUGAUGGAUACUGUGUGCAAUACUUCAGGGGUUGUAAUUGAUGGAUAUCCCGUCACAAAGCAACAAGUGAACCUCUUGGAAUCCAGAAGUAUCAUUCCUGUGAUAAUUUUUGAGUUAGAUAUCCCUUCAAAAGAGAUAUUUAAACGAUCACUACUAGACAAUCAGAACGUUGAAAGUUUUCCUUAUCCACUACAUGACAGCUCACAGAUUUUGUCUGUCAAGAUAUCAUGUCUAAACAAACACAGAAUAAUUAUUAAGGAAUUCUAUGAGGAAGAACAUCAGAACUGGUUUGUAAUUGAUGGAUUUCACAGUAAAUGGUGGGUGUGGAAUGAAGUGCUUAAGAAUGUUCAGUUAAUGAAUAAACGGAUCCAGCUAUAUUUGGAAAGGAUAAGAGCUGGGAAAGCCGCAGGCAUUAACCAGCUAUGCAUCACUCCUCAAGAGCUGAAUUCCCGACUGGGAGAAUUUGGAGAAUAUUGUCCCGUCAGUUUGGGAGAAAAGGGUGAACUGAUUGACUGCUCUAUAACCAAUUCCCUAGAAUUUUCAGCUGAAUUCAGAGGACACUAUUAUAAAAUGGCUUCUAAAGUAGAACUGGAUAAAUUCCUGGAAAAUCCAGAAUUAUAUGUGCCUCCAUUAGCACCGAAUCCUCUCCCACCUCCAGAGCUAUUACCCAAAAAGCUAACAGUGCUAGAAGUAAAAAACAGAUUCCCUAAAAGUGCAGAACUUCAGGGAUAUUGUCCAAUCACUUAUCUGGAUGGAAAACAAAGAUAUGAAGCCCUAAUUCCUGGAAAGAUUGAAUAUGCUGUGGAAUAUCGUGAUUGUAUAUACUUUUGUGAGAAUGAAGAUAAACUGCAGAAAUUUUUGAGGUUACCAGAGAAAUACUGGAAUCAGAAACUUCCAAACAAACUCCCUCCAAUUAAGCAUCCAAUAUCACUCACCAGCCUUCCUUUGCCUGGAUACUUGGAACAGGGUGCAGCAGCUGCUAUAAUUAAAGCCAUGAAUGAAGUAGGCUGCUUAAAGCCCAAAUUUCCCUUCCAAAGUGUAAAGAGAUCUGCUUUACUCUAUGUAGCAUUUCAUCUAAAAGCAUUUAAUCCCAAAGGUUCGGAAUAUUCAAGAAAAAAAUAUAAGAAGAAGCUGGAGCAGUUUAUAGAAAGAUGUGAACUCAUCCCUUACUUAGGUUCCAAGAUGACCAAAAAAUACAAGGAACCGCAAUUUAGAGCAAUUGACUUUGACCACAAAUUACAGACCUUUUUCUCUCUUAAAAAUGUGAAUCCAAUCACUGGUUAAUUGUUUUGACUAUUCACAAUGAUGCAUAUUUGAUUGUUCAAAGUGAUAUAUAGGAGGAUUAGAUUAUCCUCCUAGAGGAAAAUCCCCAUAAUCUAGGAAAGAAAAAGGUAAAAUCUACCAUGCUCACCAUUCUGUCUUUUUCAAAUUACCUUCCUGGACAAGAUGAUAGUGUUAAAACAUGGUACCUGUUGUCCAUCAGAAAGGAAUAGGAUAGGAUUUCAUAUUAACCGAAUUAUCUGUUUUGGUGUCUUAAUAAAAGAAUAGUCAUAUAAUAAUAUAAUUUGUCAAAACAUGCUUUAGAAAGCAAUUUUAAAAACAACCAUGCUUCUUUGAUUUGUGAGUUUUUGUCCUUUAAAAUAGGUUAACAGAUCAUUAGAGAAAAUACUCAUUGAAUAUAUUGAACAGCUACAAGAAAAAAUAAUAUAGAUAAGUAAAAAUGUCAGAUUUAUUCUCAAUCUGUGUGAUUAUUUUGUAAGCAGAAUGAACAUGUUACUUUAAAACUUUCUAUACCUACACAUGAAUAAAUAUGGAGUAGUUUUGA